This is a messenger RNA of Gastrolobium bilobum, 2015 nucleotides long. RefSeq names its product pentatricopeptide repeat-containing protein At3g48250, chloroplastic-like. The record is from RefSeq and is a predicted model, not a curated record. Gene Ontology annotation, molecular function: protein binding. Lineage: Eukaryota; Viridiplantae; Streptophyta; Magnoliopsida; Fabales; Fabaceae. The coding region runs from base 135 to 2015 and encodes 626 amino acids. The transcript has a single exon. Gene Ontology annotation, biological process: RNA splicing.
UGGAAAGCCCAUGAACUGGAUCCAUACCCACAAAACCAGUCGUUAAACUAAAACCCUCCCUAACAAUAACAGCGUCCAUUUCGAUUUCGUCUUUAGAGCGCUCCAACGUUUGCGUUUUUCCCUCUUACGAAGCGAUGAACCGCGUGAAGGCAAUAGCUGCUUCCCUCAGAUUCCUGGACUCGUUGUUCGCUACCCGAGUUCUUGCAACUCGGAACCAGGUGACUCACUUCACUCCCUAUACUCCAAUAACCCUUCUGGGUGGGUCUAACGAGUUACGUUUUUCCAACACUCACCAAAAACUCUACUUUUCUUCGAAACCGAACUCCAUUGUGGAGCUUGUUCUGACCAACGAUUGGUCCCAAGGGUUGGAGCACGAGUUAGAAAAAUGUUGCCCAUCUCUGACCCAUGAAACUGUUCUUUACGUUUUGAAGCGAUUGGAUAAAAAUCCAGAAAAAGCUUCGUCUUUCUUCAAUUGGGUCAGUGAGAAAGAAUGGUUUAGAGCAAGUUCAUCUGUGUAUAGCUUAAUUGUUAGAGUCUUAGCCAAUAACGAGACGAUGAAGGAAUUUUGGAUUACUCUAAGGAUGAUGAAGGAAAAAGGGUUUUAUCUUGAUGAGGAGACCUAUUUGACAAUUUCUGUGGGCUUUAAAAAGGCAAAGAUGAACAGUGAUUCUGUGGCUCUGACCCACUUCUAUAAUCGGAUGCUUCAGGAUAAUACAAUGCAAAGUGUUGUCACCAAGGUGGUUGGUAUCAUUUCAGGGUCAGAGUGGGGUGAUGAGGUUACCAAUGAACUGGAAAAGCUUAAGGUUCAAGUGUCUGAUAAUUUUGUAAUAAGGGUUUUGAAAGAGCUUAGAAAUUGUCCUUUAAAUGCUUACAAGUUCUUUCAUUGGGUUGGGAAGCAAUCUGGUUAUGAGCAUAGUACAGUGACUUACAAUGCAAUUGCAAGAGUUCUUGCCAGGACUGACUCAAUUGACGAGUUUUGGAGUAUUCUUGAGGAGAUGAACAGAGUGGGUCAUGAAUUGGAUAUUGAUACUUACAUAAAGAUAUCAAGGCAGCUUCAAAAGAGUAAGAUGAUGGAGGAUGCUGUCAAACUUUAUGAGCUUAUGAUGGAUGGUUCAUAUAAGCCAUCAGUUCAGGAUUGUAGUAUAAUCUUAAAUAGGAUCUCUGCAAGUGAUAAGCCAAAUUUGGAUUUAGUUUUCAGGGUAGCUAAGAAAUAUGAGUCAACAGGGCAUACUCUCUCCAAAGCAAUUUACGAUGGAAUCCACAGGUCUUUGACAAGUGCUGGGAAAUUUGAAGAAGCUGAAAAUAUUGUCAAGACUAUGAGAAAUGCUGGCUAUGAGCCUGAUAACAUCACCUACAGUCAAGUUGUUUUUGGACUGUGUAAGAGGAGGAGGUUUGAAGAAGCAUGUAAGGUGCUGGAGGAGAUGGAAUCUUGUGGAUGCAUCCCUGAUAUCAAGACUUGGACCAUCUUGAUCCAAGGGCAUUGUGAUGCCAAUGAAGUAGAUGAGGCAUUGCUUUGUUUUGCUAAGAUGAUUGAAAAGGGCUGUGAUGCAGAUGCUGAUUUGUUGAACGUUCUGGUGGAUGGUUUUCUUGGUCAAAAUAGAAUAGAUGGCGCAUACAAAUUGCUUGUAGAGAUAAGUAGUAAGUGUCGUAUAUCUCCGUGGCAAGCUACAUAUAAGAAACUGAUUGAAAAGCUAUUAUUAGUCAGGAAGUUUGAAGAGGCACUUGAUGUUCUUCGAUUGAUGAAGACCCACAACUACCCUCCAUAUCAUGAACCCUUUGUGUCGUAUAUUUCAAAGUUUGGGACAGUGGAGGAUGCUGCAGAAUUCCUGAAGGCGUUGAGUAUAAAAAGUUACCCGUCGCUUGCAGUUUACCUUCAGGUUUUUGAAUCCUUAUUCCGAGAAGGUAGAUUCUCUGAGGCCAAAGAUCUAUUGUACAAGUGUCCUCACCAUGUACGUAAGCAUAAUAAAAUCUCUGAACUUUUUGGUUCAGCUGAGAGUCGCAUGGCUGGUACUUGA